AUCCGAAUUCAUUUUGAGACCAAUUCGAUCGCCCUAAUAACUGUUUCGGAUUUCGCGCACCAAUUUCGAAUCCUCCCGAGAUGCGCUCUGCGGCUGCGAUCAUAUCCUACCGCCGCUUCUCAGAGAUUUCUCUGCCCAAUUUCACUCUCCCUUUCCUCCGUUUCCGCGCUCUGCUUUCAUUCUAUUGGAAAUGGCAUCCCGUCUCCGGCUCGGUCAUCAAGAGGAGUUGGGAUCUGGCGGGAAGAUUCUCCACGGCCGGCUCCAUCUGCAGCCGUUCGCGCCCUACAACCGGCCGUCGACUUCUGCGGCGCCAUUGGCGCUACCGGCGCCAGAACUGGAGGGCCGAACAAGCCCUAGCUGGUUUCGGGGCCUCAUCUCCGGUGCAGGGAAGCUGAUCUCGUCCGUCCUUGGUUCCGAGGGAAGCGGCUCGUCUCCUUCGGAGUGCUCGUCUGAUUGUUCCUCAUCCGACGAGGAUUCCGAUUCCUAUUCCAAUGAACAUGAUGAUCAUUUGCUUGUUGAUGGUUUAACUGUCAAGAAGAGAGAAAGUGCAGUAGAUGGAAAUAUGGAGUCGCUAGCUAUUGUUUCCAAAAGUGAAUCAAAGCUUCUUAUUGAGCAGUUGCUUAUGCAGGAAACCUUUACGAGAGCUGAGUACAGUAAACUUUUGGGGAUUCUUCAAUCACGGGUACUUGACAUCCCAUCUGCUGAAGGUGGCGAGGGUACUCAGAAUGAGGUUCCUAAAAGGGUUUCUGACAAAAGGCCAUGGCAGCCUUUGAACCAGAACAGGAAUAUAUCUACAACCCCCAAUUUUUCUCCCGGUAAUAUAUCUAUCUUUUCACCUAGAUAUUAUGCAAGUGAAGCAGUUUCUCCUGAUCUUCGCAACAAAGCUGUCAUGGAAGCAAAGAAAUGGUUUGAAGAGAAAAGGUUGUCAGCUAGUCCUGUAUGUGAUCCAGAAUGUGGACCUUGCAUCUUAAACACUGAUAUGAAUCAACAUUAUUCUGAUGGUGAUGAUGGCUCACCAAUUGAGAUGGCUAAGGCAUACAUGCAAUCCUUGCCACCAUGGAGGUCUCCAUCCUUCAGCACCGUGGGUUUAAAAAAUCCACCUUCAAGUGGGAAGCUGUCUUGCAGUGUUGAUACUCAUUUGUUACGGCCUUCAAAGGUUAAAAAAAGGAAUUAUGUUUCAAUUUCAUCUCGGGACUCAAAAGAGAAUUCCAAAGUUUCUCUGAAAUCAGUAGAUAAUGAACAAAGGUCUUCUAAGUUUAGGAAAGCAGGAUCAAUCACAAGGCCUUCUAGAGCCUCAUCAGCAACUACAAACUUUGGCUAUAGAGUUGAAGAUGAACAUCUUAAAUUGCCUGAUAGAAAAACUGUUGAGGUUGGUCACCAGAUGGAAAUGCAUAAGGAGAUUUCUCCAGGCAUCAUUAUGGACUCCCGAGAGGCCUCUAAAGAAGCAGAGGGGGUACCCAAGGAUGUGGAUGCUACUUAUGUAACCGAGGCACAGAUUGGAAGCAUUUCUGCUCCUCAGGAUUCUCUUGUGUUUGUUUCAACAGCUCUAGAGAAUGGAGAUUCUUUUCCUGAAACUGAAACAUUGCAGCCUGACAACGUAGUCCCAGCAGAGUCGAGUUUCAGCGUACAGAAAAGCUACAGUGAAGUGAAAUUCCAAGCUGAAAAUGCCAUAGAAGUGAAACCAGAUUCUGAUUUCAAACAUGCACAUGCGUGUACUGAAUCAGAGCCACCGGAUGAAAACCCUCUUAUCCCGAAAGAUGCAGUUAGACCAGCAGAAAAAUCCCACAUCAAUGGGCAUUUCACAGAAAUCAAUAACUUGAAUUCUGACCUCAAAUCAACGAGCAAUGGUGGUUGUGAAGUUGCUGUGGAGACUCAUAAACCACCAAAUAAUGUUACCGAGCCCGCGGAGUUCGGCAGAGGCAAGCGUAGGGUGAAAAAGGCUGUCAGGCAAAAGAGAUGGAAGGCUUGAAACCCUACUAAUGUGUUUCUAUUAACCAGUUUGUGAAAGGAACUACUAAGCCAGUGGAUAAAUAGGCUACUGGGUGUAAAGUUUUUUGAAUUUAUAUUAGGAAUCUUGGAAGAAAUAUUGAGGUUAAUUUCAGAAUAUGUAGGAAUUAGCUUUAGUUAUAAGUUAGAAUUUAUAACCCCUCAGCUCCUUAA
This is a messenger RNA of Dendrobium catenatum, 2160 nucleotides long. RefSeq lists its product as uncharacterized. The record is from RefSeq and is a predicted model, not a curated record. The transcript has 12 exons. Gene Ontology annotation, cellular component: nuclear envelope. NCBI's taxonomy places the organism in Eukaryota, Viridiplantae, Streptophyta, Magnoliopsida, Asparagales, Orchidaceae. Gene Ontology annotation, biological process: nuclear membrane organization. The coding region runs from base 191 to 1969 and encodes 592 amino acids.